This is a messenger RNA of Neofelis nebulosa (Clouded leopard), 1915 nucleotides long. It is a transcript of the gene MRPL15, whose product is annotated as mitochondrial ribosomal protein L15. NCBI's taxonomy places the organism in Eukaryota, Metazoa, Chordata, Mammalia, Carnivora, Felidae. Gene Ontology annotation, molecular function: structural constituent of ribosome. The record is from RefSeq and is a predicted model, not a curated record. Gene Ontology annotation, biological process: translation. Gene Ontology annotation, cellular component: mitochondrial large ribosomal subunit. The coding region runs from base 82 to 972 and encodes 296 amino acids. The transcript is spliced from 5 exons.
CGGCCGUAAAGCAGCGACCGGAGACCACGUGGGCUCGGAGGCGACCCCGGGCGCCCUUGGAGGGCCUUGGCUGUGCGGGUCAUGGCCGGUCCCCUGCAGGGCGGUGGGACAGGGGCUCUGGACCUGCUCCGGGCCCUUCCACGUGUGAGCUUGGCAAACCUAAAGCCGAAUCCAGGCUCCAGGAAACCGGAAAGACGGCGAAGAGGUCAGAGAAGAGGUCGAAAAUGUGGCAGAGGCCAUAAGGGAGAGCGGCAGAGAGGAACCCGGCCCAGACUGGGUUUUGAGGGAGGCCAGACUCCAUUUUACAUUCGAAUCCCAAAAUAUGGGUUUAAUGAAGGUCAUAGCUUCAGACGCCAGUAUCAGCCUUUGAGUCUGAAUAGAUUGCAAUAUCUUAUUGAUUUGGGUCGAGUGGAUCCUACUCAACCUAUUGACUUAACUCAGCUUGUCAAUGGGAGAGGUGUGACCAUCCAGCCACUUAAAAGGGAUUAUGGUGUCCAGCUGGUGGAGGAGGGUGCUGACACCUUUAAGGCGAAAGUUAAUAUUGAAGUACAGUUGGCUUCAGAACUGGCCAUCGCUGCAAUAGAAAAAAAUGGUGGUGUCGUCACUACGGCCUUCUACGAUCCAAGAAGCCUGGACAUUCUGUGCAAACCUGUUCCAUUCUUUCUGCGUGGACAACCCAUUCCCAAACGAAUGCUUCCACCGGAAGCGCUGGUACCGUAUUAUACAGAUGCAAAGAAUCGUGGCUACCUGGCGGAUCCUGCCAAAUUUCCUGAAGCAAGACUUGAACUCGCCAGGAAGUAUGGCUAUGUUUUACCUGAUAUCACUAAAGAUGAACUCUUCCAAAUGCUUAGUACUCGAAAGGAUCCAAGGCAGAUUUUCUUUGGUCUUGCUCCUGGAUGGGUGGUGAAUGUGGCAGAUAAGAAAAUCCUAAAACCUACAGAUGAGAGUCUCCUCAAGUAUUACAGCUCAUGAAUUCCUUCCAAGAAAGCAGAGUUGUAAAAGAGUUCUGGAAGAAAAGAGACUGAAACAUGUGUAUUUCUCAUCAUCUUUUCUCUAGUUGUAAAUUUUCCAUGUAGUCCCGUGUCCAUUUUUAUCUAAAAUUAAAAUAAAAAUGCAGUAAGCAAGGCUGUAUAGAGGAACUGAAUCUGUGCGGGUUCUUUCUCAGUUAAAGAAACAAACCCCCUGGUUUUCUUUCUGCCAAAGGAAGAUUAUAAUUCUUAGGGGAGCGUUCUUUUUUCCAUGAUCUUUUUGUCCAGGUCUGUGUUAUUGUUGCAAAUCAAAAUGAAGGUGCAGCUGGGACGGGAUUGAUGGGUGGGCCUGUCAAGGCUAAGCAGUUGCUACUGGUUGCCCAUCUUAAUCAGGGGCCUCAGGAAGCUCUAUCCAGUGUCAAGAUGGAAAGCUUUCAACUCUGGAUUAUUAAGAUUUGGGAUAGGAGUUUAAGAUUUAAGGCUAGUGAAUAAGUAGUACAAUAUUUGCUAGCAAAAUUGAAAUAAUUCCAAGCGAAUUCAUUUUCUCAAGUCAUCUGAUAAGAGUAGACAAUAAUGAUUAAGCCCUUAGCCUUUUUCUUGAACAAGGUUAAGUGUUCUAACUGAUAUUUUACUUAUUUCAUAGAUAGUGGAGACCUUUGUUUUUCAUUCAUUUUAAAUGAUUUUUGAAAAAUUGUUCAGUAAUUAUGUAACCCAUAAAAACAGCUGGUAUUGUGAAAAUUAAACUCAGUUAAUGUAAAAGUUUCAGCAAUCUGUAAGCUUAUUUAGCUUUCCAAAGUUACGUCGUAUCUAAACCAUACAGAAACGCAAUUUGUCCCGCUGCAAUUAAAUCUAAAUAAUUCAUGAUAAUUUUUCCACAGCGAGAAUAAAGUGAUUCCUGGCUGUCCCAUUUUCUUAAAAUAAAAAAAUUAAAAACCUAAAUGAUGCAA